AUGCAUGCAUUACCCAUAAGUUCCCUCCUCAAUUCCUCUGAGCCUGCCUUGGUUCUAAAUCUUUGUUCCAAAAUAUACCUUGAAGAGUGGUACCUAGCAAACUCUUCACAUCCUUAUCUUGGCAGUUCUGAGGCCCGCGUCAUUUCCGAAAAAACAGGUCUCACAUUGAGGCAAGUCAAAAAUUGGGUUUCCAAUCGGAGAAGGAAAAGUAAAAAGCAUCGCAUUGAGCCUCUACUAUCACAUCUCCUUAACAAAUCAUGA
This is a messenger RNA of Lachancea sp. 'fantastica', 261 nucleotides long. The record is from the annotation of a GenBank genome assembly. Lineage: Eukaryota; Fungi; Ascomycota; Saccharomycetes; Saccharomycetales; Saccharomycetaceae.